AUGAGCGCCAAAGACGAAUUCAAAGACAUGACAUGUCUUUUAGGCAGUGUACUCCAAAAGGCGAAAGAAAACACUUUGCUGGAAGGGAUACUUGAAUCGACAGUCAAGCGCGUACACAUUGAGUUUUCCGAGAGUGAAAACCAAAUCAAGCCUCAUGUUGUCUUGCGGCUUAUACUCAACGAAGGGGUCAUGGCUUUGCAGGACAAGGGCCGCUGGCAAUCUGCCGGGAGCUGCAUGUUCGAUGCAAACAACCGACAGCAAGUUGAAGGCGCUGAUUCGGGAGUUGUUUUUCGGGUUCACAAGGUCUUCGAGGGGCAGACGUGGCAGAUUCACAGGGACAGCACGAUCGCCUUCAUUUACGACGUGGAUCCUGUCCAUACGGUCAAGGACUUCGUCAAUGUUAUACUUGGCAAAUACAAGGGCCUUUCGGAUGGACACAAGUCGAACCUGUCCUGGUUUAUGCUUACCAGUGUGGAUGAGCACACCCUAGAUGGAUGCCGCGAUGUCGUGACUCAAUGGGUCAUCAGACUUCAUAGAAUGGGAUUCAUGAAUUGGAUCGCUGAUCGUGUCAUGCUAGACGACAAGGAACAGUGCACAGUCUUCCCGCUAGAGUUCGACCAGUUCAUUGCAAGGAGAUUCAAGGACAGCCGGACCGGUUUGCAAAAGCUCAAGUCUACUGCCAAGGUCAAAAUGACUGCCGAUAAAAUCCCCAUGCGCUUCGGGCGUUUCCAAGACACGGCAGUCGCUCGCAUCAUCAAGUACGGCGAGUUUGAGCUUCCUUACAGUUACCCACCUGCAACGAGAACGGAAAAGCGGGAAGAUUGUACCAUAAUUCCUAGUCCGAGCUCCGCAAUGGGAUGA
Molecule: messenger RNA, 861 nt
Organism: Clonostachys byssicola
Lineage: Eukaryota; Fungi; Ascomycota; Sordariomycetes; Hypocreales; Bionectriaceae
Source: the annotation of a GenBank genome assembly